AGUGUGGCCAAGGAAAGCCUUAACCUUAACCCAUGGCCUUAUCCUCUCCCUCUCUGUUUUCAGCUCUCAACAGUAACACCACAUGUUCAGUUCCCAAAGUGUCCAAUUUCUCUUCUUCUUCUUCUUCUCACUUUCCAAUCAGACCCUCCAAUUCCAACCAUUCCCUUUCUAUCUCUCAGAGCAAAUGGAGAACAAAAGUUUCAUUCUUUCCUUCCUUUUUGAAGAAAGGCAAAGAUGCUAAGACUAUCAAAGAAGAACUACUUGAGGCCAUUGCACCGCUUGAUCGAGGGGCUGGUGCCACACCUCAAGAUCAGCAAACAGUUGAUCAGAUUGCACGCCAACUUGAAGCAGUUAGUCCAAUAAAGGAGCCCCUAAAAUCUAACCUACUUGACGGAAAAUGGGAGCUUAUAUACACUACCUCUCAGUCAAUCUUGCAAACCAAGAGACCAAAGUGGCUGAGAUCAGUUACAAAUUAUCAAGCAAUCAACAUCGAUACUCUAAGGGCCCAAAAUAUGGAAUCUUGGCCAUUCUUCAACCAGGUGACAGCUGAUUUAACACCUCUAAAUCCCAAGAAAGUGGCUGUAAAAUUCGAUACUUUCAAAAUUGGAGGCUUCAUACCUAUUAAAGCACCUGGCAGAGCUCGUGGGGAACUGGAAACUACAUAUUUAGAUGAAGAACUGAGGGUAUCAAGAGGUGAUAAAGGAAACUUGUUCAUCUUGAAAAUGGUUGAUCCAUCUUACCGGGUUCCUGUGUGAUGACAAUGUCAGCAUUGCAGUACUGUCAUAGCUUCCUGAAACCACAUGUUGGAACAUAUAGCACUCUCCGGCUAUUCAAGCUUACUUGAAGCAUUUUGGUAUUGUUCUUUCUGUACAAAAAGAUAAACUGAAACAUUAUAGAUAUUAUCUUAUGCUCUUUCAUGAGUUUUAUUUUCUUUUCCCACUUGGAAGUUUGUAUUAUGUGGAAAAUUCUAAUUCAAAAAAGGUGGUUAUCAAUAUUUAUACUACGUUUCAUAUUCCUAUUUU
Molecule: messenger RNA, 1022 nt
Organism: Abrus precatorius (Indian licorice)
Lineage: Eukaryota; Viridiplantae; Streptophyta; Magnoliopsida; Fabales; Fabaceae
Product: probable plastid-lipid-associated protein 4, chloroplastic
Exons: 6
Coding region: 33-755 (240 amino acids)
Source: RefSeq, a predicted model, not a curated record